GGUGGUGAGCAUGGUGACCUUGGCUGCAGGGUCUUCGUAUGUGCUUCAGGCCUGGCUUUUCUUGUUAGCAUUUAUGAGCAGCAGAGGCUGUUUCCUAGAGCUGUUUUGAUGGCAAGUCCUGUUUACUUCAUGUUUUCACAAGUGCAUUGGUUUUGCCCUGGUGCUCACAAGCGUGGGGUGAAUGUUGGAUGGAAAUUGAAGUGUUGGCUGGGGAGGAAGGAGCAGCUGAAACUUGAUAUAGGAAAGAAGCAUUCCUUAUCUGAGGGGCUCAGCCAUUCCUGCCUGCCAUAUCAGCUGGGAAAAUGCUACCGGUGCUUUUAAAGCUAUAGCACAGGUUUGGGAUGCCUUCUGAUUUGCACAGUUCGAGCUGUUCUCCCUUUUCACUAAUGCUUCAGGCACAGCGGGUUCCAAAAGGAAGGAGCACUGGAAGCUCCUUGGCAACCUGAAGACCACAGUGGAAGGUUUGGUGUCUAUAAGCAACCCAAAUGUCUGGUCCAAGUAUGGCGGCUUGGAACGGCUCUGCAGAGACAUGCACAGCAUCCUCUACCAUGGGCUCAUGCAUGACAAGGUGUGCUGCAGACAGAAGGAUUACUGGCACUUUGUGAAGGACAUUCGCUGGCUGAGUCCAGGCUCUGCUCAUCAUUUGGAGAAGUUCAUCAGCCUGCAGGAGAGUGGCCAGCGUGACCCCGAGGGCCCAGGGGACCAGGCCAUUGCGCAGCUGUGGCUGCAGCACAGCCUGCAGUGCCACUGCCUGUCAGCGCAGCUGAGGCCGCUCCUGGAGAACCGGCAGUACAUCAGGAAGUUCUACACAGAUACUGCCUUCCUGCUCAGUGACGCCCACGUCACGGCCAUGCUGCAGUGCCUGGAAGCUGUUGAGCAGAACAACCCCAGGCUUCUGGCUCAGAUCGACACUUCCAUGCUGGCCGGCACGUCACUGCCGUCCCUGUGCGCGUCAGACCCUUCUGCUGGGACAAGAGAGAUGUGUGAUCACAGUGGUGAGGGACACAAGAGCCAUCUGCCGGGAGCGCUGGGCUGCCUGGAUCAUUUCACUGAGAGCCUGCUUACCAGGAAGAGUGACAAUCCAUCUCCAGUGACAAAGAGUCAGAGCCUGACUGCCCUCCCUGCAUCCCCGAGUGUCCCUGCUGCCACCUGUGCACAGCAGCGCUGCUUUGGGUCCUUCUCCAGCCUCCAGCAUCCAGCCUCCUCUGGCCUCUCAGACAGGAGACCAGUGAGUUCCUGUGGCAGCUCCAACUCCAGCCAGCCCCAGGAGCACUGCCCGUCCACCCGGUCCUCCUCCUUCAGUGAGGGCAGGUCCCCUCUGGAGCAGCCCAGCUCUGUCACCCGCUUCCACGUCCCCUCACCCAAAGACCCCGUCUUUCCAGCCAGCGAGAUGAGCUCCAGCACCACCAGCCAGAGCGAGGACACUUGGACAGGGAGUCAGGAUGAUCCACAGAGUGAUGUUAAUGACGGGCCGGAGUACCUGGCCAUUGGGAACUCUGGACGCCGGGGCCGGGCAUGCAGCAGCACCAGCACCAGCAGCACCAAGAGCAGUAGCUCCAAACUCUUCUCCUCCAGCAGCUCCCAGAAGCUGGACUCAGUAUCAUCCCUGGGGGAGCAGGGAGCAAGUGGAGGUGGCAGCAGGGGCCUGAGCCUGUUGCGCCGGUCCAGCUUCUCAGAGGGACAGUCUUCAGCUCCACAGGGCAUCCUCAAGAAGAGCCAUGUGCGCUCACACUCUGACACCAACGUGACUUCUGGGAAGUUGCACGAGUCCCAUGGUGAUCCAAGUGGAGGGAGAGGGCCGGUCUCCGCUUCCACACAGAGCAGUGAACUGAGUACACCCAGCUCCCUCUACAUGGAGUAUGACUCUGGACAGUACCUGAGCUCAGGGGAAGGGAUGUUCAGGAGACCUUCAGAAGGGCAGUCCCUCAUCAGCUAUCUCUCUGAGCAGGACUUUGGCAGCUGUGCAGACCUGGAGAAGGAGAAUGCCCACUUCAGCAUCUCAGAGUCCCUGAUCGCUGCCAUUGAGCUGAUGAAGUGCAACAUGAUGAGCCGGCAGCUGGAGGAGGAGGAAGAAGACAGUGACAAGGAGAUCCAGGAGCUUAAACAAAAGAUUCGCAUUCGGCGCCAGCAGAUCCGCACCAGGCACCUGUUCCCUACCUGCCAGGAGAUGGGCUCAGACAGUCUCGUGGCAACAGACAGCGGGUCCCAGUUCAGCUCCCAUGGCUCCAUGCGGCUCUCUGACUCUGGCUCUGCAGAGGAUGUGGAAGAGUACGAGAUCCGAGAUGGUAACGAUGGAUCUAACCUGAUUCAAAUGUCCAAGAACGGCCUCUCAGUGUCAAUGGCUUCCUUGUUCUCAGAUGCAGACAUCAAGAGGAACCCAGACUCCAGCAGGAAGUCCUUUCUCUCCUCAGACUCCAUAUCCCACUCCUUCCUCAAUUCAAACUCGGCAGAGGCAGUGGCCAUGGGCUUGCUGAAGCAGUUUGAGGGCAUGCAACUCCCAGCUGCCUCUGAACUGGAGUGGCUGGUCCCUGAGCAUGACGCCCCACAGAAGCUCCUGCCCAUCCCUGACUCUCUGCCUAUCUCUCCCGACGAUGGAGAGCACGCCGACAUCUACAAGUUGAGGAUUCGGGUGCGUGGAAACCUGGAGUGGGCCCCGCCGCGACCGCAGAUCAUCUUCAAUGUUCACCCAGCCCUAGCGAGGAAGGUGGCUGUGGCCAAACAGAAUUACCGGUGUGCAGGCUGUGGCAUACGGACUGAUCCUGAUUACAUCAAGAGGCUGCGGUACUGUGAAUACCUGGGCAAGUAUUUCUGCCAGUGCUGCCAUGAGAACGCCCAGACCGUCAUCCCCAGCCGCAUCCUGCGCAAGUGGGACUUCAGCAGGUACUAUGUGAGCAACUUCUCCAAAGACCUGCUGAGCAAGAUCUGGAGUGAUCCACUCUUCAACGUGCAAGCUAUCAAUCCUGCCCUGUACCAGAAAGUGAAAGCUCUCAACCAAGUGCGGCUGCUGCGAAUCCAGCUUUUCCACAUGAAGAACAUGUUCAAGACAUGCCGGCUAGCUAAAGACCUCCUAGACUCCUUUGACACAGUGCCUGGCCACUUGACAGAGGAUUUGCACCUCUACUCGCUGAGUGACUUCAGUGCCAUCAAAAAAGGGGACCUGAUGCCUCGCCUGACAGAGCUCCUGAAGGCAGGCAGCCUGCACAUUGACAAGUGCAUGUUGUGCCAAGCCAAAGGCUUCAUCUGUGAGUUCUGCCAGAAUGAGGAUGACAUCAUCUUCCCCUUUGAGCUCAACAAGUGCAAGACAUGUGAAGAGUGCAAAGCAUGCUACCACAAAUCCUGCUUCAAAUCCACCCGCUGUCCCCGGUGCGAGCGUCUUCAAGCCCGGAGAGAGCUGAUGGCCAAGCCAAGCCUGGAGUCCUACAUCUCGGACUACGAAGAUGAGCUGGAGCAGCCGGAGGCAGUGGCAGCCACAUGAACAUGGUGCAGCCAAGGAGCAGAUCAUGAGUUUAUUUAUGUGCAUGGCCCUCAUCACCAGAGACUGAGCCACGCAGAUUGGGGAUGAGGAGGACUGUUGGGAGGCCUGGAGCACUGUCUUGAAGGGAUCUCUUUUUCCCUCAUGCAGUAGUGCUGGGCUGGGAAAGGAGCAUAUUCCACCAUGUGGAUCUGCUCCAGGUACCACUCCCACUUCCUGAUGCCUUUGCUUGGGGGGAGGCAGCUGCUCCUGCCUUCACUGCAGGCAGAACAGGGACCUUUCCCAAGCAGUUGUUCCUGCUGGACCUGGCAGGGUUGUGCUGUCCAUCCCUGUGCCCUGCUCUGAGCUGAGCAGGAUCCCCUGAAGGGUCAGCACGCUCUGGUCACCUCUGCUCCUUGGAGGAGAGAAUCAGAUCUCAGUCCUCUGAUCCUCCAUUCUGCUGCUGGGGGUUGUGUGCAUGGAGGGAGGGUGGGGUUUGGGGUAUAUUUAACAGCUCCCUUUCUCAAAUGUGCUGUGGGACACUGCUGGAGGGCAGUUACUGUCACUCCAGGAUCAGAGCAGAGGAGGUAGCAAUGAUGAAAAUGCCAGAUUUCCCUGUGCUACAGAGGGACAUUGCUCCUGGAGCAGCUGCACAAGUGGAUGUGCUGAUGGACUUUUGGCAGGCAGAUGCUCAUGGCUCCAUGGAAAUCUGCCUCCAUGGGAUGUGAGGCUUCUGACCCUACUUCCUUCUCAUGCUGCCAAUGUAUCCUACCAGGGAGAUAAUGUCCUUUAAGGAUGAC
Poecile atricapillus (Black-capped chickadee) is the source of this 4251-nucleotide messenger RNA. RefSeq names its product rubicon autophagy regulator (gene RUBCN). The record is from RefSeq and is a predicted model, not a curated record. Gene Ontology annotation, biological process: negative regulation of endocytosis; negative regulation of autophagosome maturation. NCBI's taxonomy places the organism in Eukaryota, Metazoa, Chordata, Aves, Passeriformes, Paridae. Gene Ontology annotation, molecular function: phosphatidylinositol phosphate binding. The coding region runs from base 530 to 3475 and encodes 981 amino acids. The transcript is spliced from 22 exons. Gene Ontology annotation, cellular component: late endosome; early endosome.